AUGGCAUCCAUCCCAUCUCAUAGCUCUUCUGUCCUUAAUUCUUUACGGAGCUUUAAUCCAAUGGAGAUUGUUAGAGCCCAAGAUGACUCCUCUUCAGAUUCUCCAUGUAGUUAUCAUGUGUUCUUAAGUUUCAGAGGUGAAGACACUCGCAAGACGUUCACUGACCACCUCUACACAGCUUUGAAGCAUGCAGGAUUUUGCACCUUCAAAGAUGACGAUGAGAUUGAAAGAGGUGAAAAUAUUAAGUUUGAGUUGCAGAAAGCAGUUCAAGAGUCAAGGAUUUCAAUAGUUGUCUUCUCAAAAGACUAUGCUUCUUCAAGUUGGUGUCUUGAUGAACUAGUGAUGAUCCUCAAACGUAGGAAGACCACUGGCCAUGUAGUGCUACCUGUCUUCUAUCACGUGGAUCCAUCCCAUGUGAGGAAGCAAAUGGGAAGUUUCAAAAAAUCAUUCAAGAGGCCUGAAAAGAAAUUCCAUUCAGAAGCAGGUGAAAGAAAAGAUGACUGGAAGGGCAAGAUGCAAGAAUGGAGGGCAGCCCUUAGAGAAGCUGCAGAUUUAGCAGGGAUGAAUUUACAAAAUCAAGCUGACGGGUAACUUUGCUCUUUUAGCUAAGCAUUACUUGCAUCACCCUUUUUUGGGAUUUCGUAGUUAAAAGUAUUUCAUAUGAGGGCCAUUUAGAUUAAAAAUUAU
Messenger RNA from Camellia sinensis, 687 nucleotides. The record is from RefSeq and is a predicted model, not a curated record. Lineage: Eukaryota; Viridiplantae; Streptophyta; Magnoliopsida; Ericales; Theaceae.